AUGGUUUGCAAAGAGGACGUGGUAUCAUGGUUUAAAGAAUUAGAAAGCUAUAAACGCAUAGACGCAAUGUGUACAUUGUUAAACAUGUGCUUACCAUUCGAACUACGCUUUAUUGGCACGUAUUUAGAAGAGCUCGGUAAGCGGGACUUUCAGGAGUUGCGUGGUGCCGAACUUAGAGCCAACAAUCCUACAGAUCUAGCUGCGGACAUCGGCGGCGCUAACACAGAUCCAAGAACACGGCGAAAAAUGGCCUUAUAUGUUUCAUUGUUACGUUCCUGUAAUUUUGCUUGUGCCACUACAUUGUAUAAUGCUAUGGUCAGUUUAGAGCAAAGUGGCUUAAUAAAGGGUUUGUAUGGCGAUCUUUUGGAAGAGAUUUUAUUAUUGUAUACCAUGGCAUUACAUCAUCCUGCCUUUACUUUCGACCAGAAAUCACAUUUUGGUGAAAUAUUAGAUAAGUUGAAGCUUGAAAAUCAACGGAUACACUACCAAGAACAGCAAGAUCAUAUUAACGUACCACCUGUGAGUGGAUGCCAUAAUCAAUCAAGUAUCACACCUAAUAUGUCAGUUCCACCACCUAAUUUGUCUAGCUUGGGGCCACCGCCUGGUAUCAUGUUUGUUAAAACACCCGGGGUACAGCCUACAAGUACAGAUACUGUUGCCGACCUCAGCUCCCCUCCAGUAUUAAGUGGAGCUGGUGGUGUAGUACCAAUGCUUGGGGAAGUGUCUCACCCACCUCCUGGAUUACCACUGCCACAAUACAACAUGGGAGAAUUUAUAGGACAACAUACAUGGCCUGCUAACAUUAUUGUUUCACCACUCAACCAACCUAUCGAGGUCAUUAAUUAUCCAACUGGUGUAGGAGCGCCACAAUCACCACUAGUAUCAUCUCCAGGUGGUAGCAGAGCAGGAUCACCGAGAGCUCGUCGGCGUCUUUCACGAGAACGCUCACCACCCUUACCAGCACUGCCAACGAGUGUCUCUGAGCAAUCACCUUUGUCACACCUUACCACCAACUUUGAAAAUCUAACAGUAGCAGAGGUAUUAUAUAUUACAUUAUUACUUACAUUAGAAACAUCUGAAGUGUAA
This is a messenger RNA of Parnassius apollo (apollo), 1086 nucleotides long. The record is from the annotation of a GenBank genome assembly. NCBI's taxonomy places the organism in Eukaryota, Metazoa, Arthropoda, Insecta, Lepidoptera, Papilionidae.